GUCUAACCUGCAGAAUAUCUCCAGCACUUUCUCUUUUUACUUCAAAUUUGGAGGGUGGCCCGUCAAAACAAUGACUUUCAGUAAUUGCUAACGUUAAUUAAGUUUGAAUAGUCCUGUGAAUUGGAGGCAGACCACCCUUUUUUUUGAGAUUCCUUCUAGCCUUAAAGAUAAGCCACAGCACGUGACUUACUGCAAUGUUGCGAGCACAUUCCAAGAAAAUGUUUUCUGACAAAGUGAAACUCUCAGAACUGCUUUUAGUUUUAUAAUUGCAUCACACACAAAAAAGGUUUCCUGAACUCAAUUACGGGCAGCAGUACUCGCCUCUAGAUCUUAAGAUCAGUUUCAAUGGGAAAUCCGGGUGAUUGAUAGCAAGCUGCUUUCGAAUCUCCUCUUGCAUUCGGUUAUUGCUGUCUCUCUUUGCACGUAUGUGCUCACGUAUGUGUGUCAUGUCUGAAGUAAACUCUCCAAGAUUAAUUGUGCAUAGUCCAGCAAACGACAGCUCCACAGACCGGGAAUCGCAGGACUUUGGAAGCGAUAACAAGAGGCUUCGGAGAAGAGAGAAAAACCGAAUUGCCGCGCAAAGAAGUCGGAAGAAACAGACGCAGAAAGCAGAUAAACUACACGAGGAAUAUGAAAGAUUGGAACAGGAAAAUACUGCUUUAAAAAGGGAAAUAAGGAAACUUAGUGAAGAAGUGAAACAUUUAUCAGAAGUGUUGAAAGAUCAUGAACGCAUUUGCCCGCUGAUACAGUGUGCCAUGAACUUUGUCACAAUGCCUCGGCCUCACUCUGAUGGACUCGCCAGCUGUUUACCACGUCGUAGUCAAAGCGAAGUCUCUUAAAUGGCACUGAAAUUGCAAGAUUUUAUUUUAUCACGGAAGAUUCUGAUACAUUGUCAAAUGUUGAAUGUGUUUGAUUGUUUUUUUUUGAUGCAGAGUUGUGAGGACAUUAUUUAUGAGAUGUUGGACCAUAUUAUGAACUACAUGAUGCUGCUGUGAUCCUGUGCACUGUAAUGUCAAGUCUAAAGACACAGACAAACUUAUAAGGAUAUAAACAACAUGGAGUAUGGUGAGACUUGUGGAAGAAUCUGACAAGAAGUUGGAAAGGACGAAAAUUAUAUUGCAAGCAACUCAUUCUUUUAUCCAGCUCCAGAGAGGUGUGGCAAGUUUUUCACUAGAUGCCACUGCAUUGCUAAUUAAUGGAGUUGUUAAAUGCCUUAUUAUGUCACAAUUCACCUCAUCAAUAUUCAGAUUCCUAUCUUAACUAAAUACUUGAUGCCUCGUUUUUUUCAAUGUAUUUUGCUAAGGACAUCAGAGAGGGUAUAUGACAACUUCAGCUUGCUAUUUGGCAGCAACAUCUCAGGGCACAUUCUAUGCUCACCAUAUUCACAGACAUUGACAUCCAAUAUGUGCCAGUCUCUAGGACUCCUAAUGGCACAUCUCCAAUCCACUUACAAGACUCUUCAGCACAUCAUUACUGCACCUCAGGCUGCACUGGCAUCUGUCACUUCAAUGCUGCUGCAAGGACAUUGUACAUUCAGGGAAAUGCACCCAGCUCAUGGACUGGGCCAGGCUGUAGCUCCAGCCUGUUUGCUUCCUGUUACAGUGAUCACUCAAUCUGAGCCUCUCUGAAUGCUCUUAAUAUCCCUGUCUUGCACUGCUUUGCCUUCCCUUUUUGCACCGUGUUCCCUCCGCCAGCGAUACCAGGCUUAUAGUGUUGCUGUAUUGCUUUGCCAUUUAGUACAGACACAAUGUCAGGAAAAUUGUCAUGGAAGUCAGCAAUCCUCAGUUAAGAUAAGAGUGGUAGCUUUAUCUCAGGGAUCCCAGAACAAUAAGUCAAGGGCAGCCUUUGAUAUCAGUCCACUGGCUUGGACAGGGUCGGUCAACCAUUGGGGGCCAUCAGGGUGUAAUAAGUGAGGAGCCAAAUGUCAGGCGGGUCACCCACCUUGACUAUCUCUAUCCUACUGAUGACUUUUGUCUUCCUGGAUUGAGAGCGAGAGAGAUGAUUGUGGAGAUCCAUUAAUGGAAAUGAAAGCAGGUGGCAAGCUUCGGGGAGGGAGCAGAGAGCUAUUGCUUUCAGAGAUUGGAGUGGUUGAAAGUAAGCGGAUGAGAGAAGAUGUUGCAGGUACUUGAGAGUAGCAGAGCCUUGAUAGGCAUGGGUACAGGGAUAGAGUGAAUAUGUGGUACAAAAGAGAAGCUGGUAUCACUGAUACUCACUGUGUGGAGAAGCACCUUCCUACAAAGCUGGGCCAUUCACCAGAUGGCUGAGACUGCACUGACCCAGGCUGCAACCCAGAGCAGUCUGGAAUGGUGUGCUAUUGUGGCUUCCUCUGCUGGUCCCAAUGGAAGAGGGCUGUGCACUACCCCUUCCAGUAGGACAUACAAGUCCCAGCCCAGAAUGUGGGUGCCCAUUUUCCCUUGCUUGUCAUGUCCAAAGCACAUGUCAGAGACCAUGCAGGGCAUGCUACUGUGAUCCUGUGCUAUCCUUGCAUAAAAAAGACAGAAUCUGAGAGUGGUUUACUUGGUGAUUUGAAUGGAUUAUACACUCAUUGACUUGCAGCUAGAAACCAUUAUUUCAUGAAAUGUAGCCCUGAUGUUAUAACUGACCUUUAUACUAUGACUUUACACACUGGUUCCUCUGAAACAUUUUGGGUAUUAUCAUUUGAGCACCUAAUAGUCAUUGAAUGUUUCUGUCUGUUAAAUACCGUGAAUAGUGUUAUGAAGUUGA
Messenger RNA from Chiloscyllium plagiosum (whitespotted bambooshark), 2724 nucleotides. RefSeq names its product basic leucine zipper ATF-like transcription factor 3 (gene batf3). Gene Ontology annotation, cellular component: nucleus. Gene Ontology annotation, biological process: regulation of transcription by RNA polymerase II. Gene Ontology annotation, molecular function: RNA polymerase II cis-regulatory region sequence-specific DNA binding; DNA-binding transcription factor activity, RNA polymerase II-specific. The record is from RefSeq and is a predicted model, not a curated record. Lineage: Eukaryota; Metazoa; Chordata; Chondrichthyes; Orectolobiformes; Hemiscylliidae.